AUGCUGUCCAACCCGCUUCACCGCUUUUCUCCCUACCACACCAUCCCCACCACCACGCUGCUGUCCAACGGUCAUGUACCGGCCGCUCACAUGCAUGCACCCGGUAUGGAUGCCCUCGCCCAAGGGUCGCACUAUGCCCUACAGCAGCUGCAGCAGCACGUCGGUGUCCACAACCCUCACAACCCGCAUGGCAACCCGCAUCUCGCACGCCCUGGUCACAGCCAGCAGGUGAAGCACCGUCAGAACCCGUAUGGGCCUGCACGCGGUGGCAGUGCGGCCGGGCCAAUUCGCCGCCGCAUCAGCCGUGCGUGCGACCAGUGCAACCAGCUCCGGACAAAGUGUGAUGGCCAGCACCCGUGCGCCCACUGCAUUGAAUUCGGACUGGGCUGUGAAUAUAUCCGCGAACGCAAGAAGCGCGGCAAGGCUUCGCGCAAAGAUCUGGCCCAGCAGGCAGCUGCGCAGGCGGCUGCCGCUGCUCAGGUGAAAGCUGAGGGGAACGGCGAUGAUCAAAGUGACACCAAGGCCGGCCUCAACAAUGCCACACACAGCAGCUCUGCCAGCAACGACGGCCAUCCGCAAAGCGCCAACGAAAAACUGAUGAACGACCUUGCUGAAGAUGCCAUGCAGCGCAGCCAGCGCACCGGCAGCAUGGAGAGCCUGAGUGACAUGGCCGGCGGCGAUAUGCACCACCAUAUGGACCAGCAGCAGCACCAUCAGCAGCAGCAGCACUCUCACCACCUGGAUGGCUCGGCUGGCGGCCUUGAUCUCAACAGCUACGGAGUUGCAGCUGCCACAAUGCAAAAUCCAUACGAACGCCAGCAACAGCAACAGCAACAGCAGCACCAGCAGGCUCAAGCCCAGGCUGCCGCUGCAGCCGCUGCUGCAAUGGGCGCCGGUCACCACGGGCCUCACCAGCCUUAUACGCAGUCGCAAGCCACGAUAUCCAACUACCCGGAGUUGCCUUAUGGGCUGCAGACGCAAAGCCCGACUGGCUUUUCGACCAAUGCAAGCAGCUUCCGCAUGGGCACGAGCCCGCUGAGCGCAUACCCGAUGGCCGGUGACACUGGGUCGCCGCCUUGGAUGACCAUGUCCUCACCGCCUCCACCGCAACACCAACAGUAUCCCUCACAGCAGCAGCAGCAGCAGCAGGUGCAGGCCCAACAACAACAGCAACACCAGGUGCAGCAGCAGCAGCAGCAGCAGCAGCACAUGCAAGGUCUGCAGACCAUGCACGGAAUGCAGAAUAUGCACAAUAUGCACCCAGCUCUGGCGGGUGCAGCUGGUGUCGGGAUGAGUGGGCUCAACGGUCUGGCGCCAGGUAUGUCCCCAUCCAUGAACGGGCCUAUGGCCAGCCACCACUCGCACCACAAUGAUCCGAACGGUCAACACGCACGCCGUGACCAGCAUCAGCAUCAGCACCAAACCCAGCACAUGAUGCCGAGCAGCUACAAUCCAACACAGCUGCGCUAUCCCGUGCUGGAGCCCUUGGUUCCGCACCUAGCAGGCAUCGUGCCGCUUACACUCGCCUGCGAUCUCAUCGACCUCUACUUUGCCAGCUCGUCUUCAGCCCAGAUGCACCCCAUGUCUCCUUAUGUCCUGGGCUUUGUCUUCCGCAAGCGUUCGUUCUUGCACCCGACCAAGCCACGUGCCUGCCAGCCCGCUCUGCUCGCAAGCAUGCUGUGGGUCGCAGCCCAGACAAGCGACGCUCCCUUCCUCACCAGUGUGCCCUCAGCCCGCGGCAAGAUUUGCCAGAAGCUGCUCGAGUUGACCGUUGGCCUGCUGAAGCCCCUGAUCCACACUCCGUCAAAUGCUGGCAAUGGCGACGACUUGCAGCUCCAGGAGAAUGGUCUCCGCCACGGCGACAACAAUGUGGAUGAGAGCAUGCAGGCUACGGGCAUGGAUAGCCCUGUCUUUGAUGGCGUGUCGCUCGGGGGUCUGGGCGUUGCCAUGCCUGGUACCAUUAGCAUGGAGGCCGCGCUGGCCCAUGCGACCAUGGAGACAAUGAACUUGGCCGUCACCACUGCCAAUUCCGGCGACAACGCCAAUGGAAACGGGAACGUAAACGGAAACGGAAACACCAGCGGUGGCGCUUUUGGCGCGGCUGGUACCAUUGACGACGUCGCCACAUACAUUCAUCUGGCCACAGUUGUCUCUGCCAGCGAGUACAAGGGCGCCAGUCUGCGCUGGUGGAACGCCGCCUGGUCGCUGGCACGCGAGCUCAAGCUGGGCCGUGAGCUGCCUCCGCAUGCUACGUCUGCCCAGACGGAAGCACACAAUAACCAACAGGGCCAAGGCCAGCAAGCAGAGACUCAGGCGCGCCAGCAGCAAACACGUGCGACGCGCGAAGUGAAUGCAGAGGGCGCCGACAGGAAUGAGCGCGAGAACGACCUCAUGGGUAUGAACGGUAUCGACGGUAUCAACGACAUCGACGGCAUUGGCAGCAUCGACAGCAUGGACGGUAUUGAGGCCAUUGAUGGAAGCCUGGAGGGUGGUGUCGCUGUCACAAGCUCUACUACCAACUCCAUACCCGUGUAUGUCAUUUCUGAAGAAGAACGUGAAGAGCGCCGCCGCAUCUGGUGGCUCGUCUACAUUGUUGACCGCCACCUUGCGCUGUGCUACAACCGCCCCCUGUUCCUGCUGGACAUUGAGUGCGACGGUCUCCUGCGUCCCAUGGACGACACGGACUGGCAGAACGGCGAAUUCAGCGAGGCUUCCAGCAGUGAAGGCAAAGCGGCAAAGAAUAACGUUGCCGAGGACGAGGAAAGUGAUGAGGGUGUGAAGCGUGCGGACGCGGACAACAAAGAGAGCCAGAAUGACAAGGGCUCGGCCAGAGGGUCUCGCAGUCAUCGUGGGCCAUCGUUUGAGUGCUGUGGCCACAGCAUCUAUGGCUACUUCUUGCCGCUCAUGACCAUCCUCGGCGAGAUUGUCGACCUGCACCAUGCCCGCAACCACCCACGCUUCGGGCUCGGCUUCCGCACCUCCCAGGAGUGGGACAUGCAGAUGUCUGAGAUCACCCGACACUUGGCUAUCUACGAGCGGAGCCUCAAGGCCUUUGAACACCGCACGCUCAGCCCGUCUGCCCUGGCCACCGCCCAUGAGGAGCAGGCAGCCGCAGCUCUCGCCGCUGCUGAUGCAAGCAAUGCUGCCGACGCUCACUCCAAGAACAGCCAAAACAAUAUGGAUGCCAGCAUCACCGUUGGUGCCCUUGCCACUGGCCGUGCUGCCUCCGCUCCCCAGGAUGCCGGUACGCCAUCGGGCCACAGCGUGCAGUCUAUGCACUCCAUUCAUUCGACCCCGCUGCCGACAACCUCGUCGAUUGCUGCGCCCAUGACUUUGGCUGCCGCGCCCCUUGUUCGCAUGACCGAGCUCGACAUCCAGACACGCAUCGUGGUCGCUUACGGCACACACGUCAUGCACGUCCUGCACAUUUUGCUUGCCGGCAAGUGGGACCCUGUCAACCUGCUCGAUGACAACGACUUGUGGAUCAGCUCUCAAGGUUUCAUCACCGCCACUGGCCAUGCUGUGUCGGCUGCUGAGGCCAUCAGCAGCAUCCUGGAGUACGAUCCAGGCCUGGAGUUCAUGCCCUUCUUCUUCGGCAUCUACCUGCUGCAAGGCUCUUUCUUGCUCCUGCUCAUAGCCGACAAGCUGCAGCUCGAGGCCAGUACCAGGGUAGUUCGCGCCUGCGAGACCAUCAUCCGCGCACACGAGGCUUGUGUUGUGACCCUCAACACCGAAUACCAGCGCAACUUCUCGCGCGUCAUGCGCAGCGCCCUGGCACAGGUGCGCGGUCGUGUCCCCGAGGACCUGGGCGAGCAGCACAUGCGCCGCCGCGAGUUGCUAUCGCUCUACCGGUGGACCGGCGAUGGCACCGGCCUGGCCCUAUAA
Molecule: messenger RNA, 3885 nt
Organism: Sporothrix brasiliensis 5110
Lineage: Eukaryota; Fungi; Ascomycota; Sordariomycetes; Ophiostomatales; Ophiostomataceae
Product: transcriptional activator xlnR
Exons: 2
Coding region: 1-3885 (1294 amino acids)
Biological process (GO): regulation of DNA-templated transcription; DNA-templated transcription
Molecular function (GO): zinc ion binding; DNA-binding transcription factor activity, RNA polymerase II-specific; DNA binding
Source: RefSeq, a predicted model, not a curated record